CCGGGCGGGGCGGGGCGGCGCGAGCAUGGGGCGGCGGCGGCGCCUGGCGGCCGCGCGGCUGCGGCUGCGGCUGCUGCUGCUGCUGGGCCUGAUGGGCGCCGCCGGGGGGGCCGGGGCCGCCGGGGCCGGGGCCGGGGCCGAGGCCGAGCCGUGCCGCGCCUGCCGCGGCCUCGCCGACAGCUUCAGCAGGGGCCUGGAGCGGACCCAGCGAGAGGGCUUUGGCGGGGGCAACACGGCCUGGGAGGAGGAGAAGCUGGCCAAGUACGAGCACAGCGAGACCCGGCUGCUGGAGGUGCUGGAGAGCGUGUGUGCCCCCUCGGACUUCGCCUGCCACCAGCUGCUGGAGCGCAGCGAGGAGCACGUGGAGCGCUGGUGGUUUCACGAGCGGCAGCAGCAUCCUGACUUCUUCCAGUGGCUGUGCAUGGACAGGCUGGCGGUGUGCUGCCCCCCCGGCACCUACGGCCCCGACUGCCUGCCCUGCGCCGGCGGCCCCCAGCAGCCCUGCAGCGGCAACGGCAAAUGCGACGGGGACGGGACGCGCCGCGGCACCGGCCUGUGCGUGUGCAGCCCGGGCUACGGCGGCGCCUUCUGCUCCGAGUGCGGUGACGGCUACUACGAGGCGUCGCGCAACAAGAGCCACCUGGUAUGUGCCGAGUGCUACUGGGCCUGCGGGCGCUGCACGGGGCCGGAGGACUCCAGCUGCCUGCGCUGCAAGCGGGGCUGGGUGCUGCACGAGCACCGCUGCAUCGACAUAGAUGAAUGCGGCACGGAGAUGGCGCACUGCCGAGCCAACCAGUUCUGUGUCAACACCGAGGGCUCCUAUGAGUGCCGAGACUGCUCCACGGCCUGCAUCGGCUGCAUGGGCGCGGGGCCAGCGCGCUGCAAGAAGUGCAACAAGGGCUACUGGCGGGACGGAGCCAAGUGCCUGGACGUGGACGAGUGCGCCAGCGCCGAGGAGCCCGUGUGCGCCGGGGCGCAGGAGGUCUGCGAGAACACGGAGGGCAGCUACCGCUGCGUGUGCGCCCCGGGCCACGUCCGCAGGGACGGGCAGUGCGUGGAGGACAAGCCGCCCGACGCCCCGGAGAAGGGCUUCUUCGACGACGUGACAGACGAUGAGGUGGUGGUGCUGCAGCAGAUGUUCUUCGGCGUGGUGAUCUGCGCCCUCGCCACGCUGGCCGCCAAGGGCGACAUGGUCUUCACCGCCAUCUUCAUCGGGGCCGUGGCUGCCAUGGCCGGCUACUGGCUCUCCGACCGCGGCGACCGUGUCCUCGACGGCUUCAUGAAGGGCAGAUAGCUCUGGGCACGGCCCCCCCGCUUCGGCCAGGGCACGGGGCUCUCGGAGCAGGGCUGGCUCCCGAGGCCGGAUCCUGUGCGCGAUGUGCUCGGGGCUGCACCUGCCCUGCAUGAGACCCCCAGUGCCCCCUGUUAGAGUAGGAUCCCACCUCUCCCCGUCCUGCAGAGCGAGCGCCAGGGGCCUGGGCCCUGCUUCCCUCCAGGGAUCCCGCACGGCUCCCCCCUCCCACAGGCGCAGCCACGCUGAGCCGCUUGGAGCCGCAGGCCCGGGGCUGCCGGGGGCACAGCACACUGCUACCAGCCACUGCGCGCCAGAGCAGGGGGCUGGCGCUGGGGGGCACGGGAGGGGUCGGAGAGGUGGGUCGGAUGCUUUCACACCACCUCGUGCCGGGGGAGGUGGUGCCAGCAGAGCUUGGACCUGCUGCCUGCCCAGGGCGUCCCCGAGCCAGGGCGCUCGCAGCCCUCCAGGCGCCCCAGGCACCGUCGUUGGGGCCCCGAGGCGGCUGGGCUGGGUGCUGGGAGCAGGCAGCCAGGCUGGGACCUGUGGGUUCGGAUUUUCCCAGGGCUGAUCCUGCCCUGGCAGAGUUGGGUGGCAGAGCCGGGCUCACGGGGCCCGGAGGGGAGCAGAUGGGAUGCUGCAGGGCCAGGCGCCUGGCCUGAAAGCCAAGGGAGGUGGCAGGGAGGUGCCGAGGCACCAGCCCGGUCGUGCCCCGAAAAUGCUGCCCGUUGCCCUCUGCGGCCCUGCUGUGCUGGGGGCCAGGACGAGGGCCAGCUCGGUGCCAGGAUUUUGGGGAGGCAGCGGUGGCGGCAGAUCAGGCUGAGUGCUGGAGGGUUUGGGGGAGCCGCGGUGCUGUGUGGGGCGCCCCGGGGCUGGGACGUGGUGUGCGCGGAGCCCGGCAGUGCGCGGGUCCUGCUGGCCCCGGGGUCCCCGGCGUGUGGCCCUGUCCUGGCCCAGGCUGGCUUCGGCAGACGCGAUGCCUCGUGCUCUGCCUGCCACCCCCAAACCCUCCUGCCCGCGUCCCUCGGCCCUUGCUCCCCUCCCAGCUUCUGCCCCCAGGCAGGGCCAGGGCGCCGGGGGCGGGGGGGGGGGUGUCCCUCACUGCUGCCCGGCCGUGCCCGGGGUGCCAUGCUGGCGGUCCUGCCUGCUGCAUGAACCUGGCCGCUGUGUUUGUCCGUGGGGGUGCGUGCGUCCAUCUGUCCGUGUUAUCCAUAUCUCAGGAAAUAAACCUCUGCGCACCCA
Molecule: messenger RNA, 2533 nt
Organism: Dromaius novaehollandiae (emu)
Lineage: Eukaryota; Metazoa; Chordata; Aves; Casuariiformes; Dromaiidae
Gene: CRELD1
Product: cysteine rich with EGF like domains 1
Exons: 10
Coding region: 26-1294 (422 amino acids)
Molecular function (GO): calcium ion binding
Source: RefSeq, a predicted model, not a curated record